AUGUCCUAUUGCUGUCAGGGAUUUUUUAUCAAAUUACGAAAGGAUUCUUUCCCUAUAUUCCAACGUCUACGUGGAAAGGUCUCGGUUAGAUCAAGAUUUUUUUUCUAUCUAAAUAAUCCAAUUAAAUAUUUGAAGAUAGUGGGUAUAGUAGUUGGCUUUAAAUAUAUCUAUAAAUCAAACAAGGACUGUUUGAUUCUUUAUAUCGAUGACUCUACAAACUCGAAUGAUCCUUUGGUAUCUUGCAUUUCAGUGGCUUCAUUAAAAUCACAAUUAGGUUUUAAACUUGUGUCACCUUCCAAGCAAUUAGUCGGUAAAACUAUUGAGAUAGUUGGAACAAUUAAUAGUUUAUUAAAUGGAGCAGACAAGUUGAUUCAAUUUAAUAUUUCUACAUUCAACUUUGGUGAUUCAUUUCUUCUAGAACUGAAUCAUUGGAAAUCCAUCAUUGAAUUUAAAGAAUCAAUUGGUAUUUGGAUUAUUGAUGAAAAGCUAUUACUAGAUGAAAAAUUAAUAUUCAGUAAUAUCGAAAAGAUGCAUCAUGAAAAAAAUUUAAACUGUAUUGAUCAAAUUGAAUUAGAUGCUAUAAAAAAUCAGAUAAAUAUUGCAAGUCCCUAUUUUAAGACAUUAUCAUAUGAUAUAAAAGCACAAAAUAACCAUUCUAACGAAAUGCAUGAUCAUCACGCUAUUGAAACAAUUGAUUCAAAUGAGGGGACUGGCGAAAAAUCACAAAUCAUUUUUAAUCAACCAAUAAGAAAUCCAUUCCAGCACCACAUAUUGUCGAGCAAUUACAGUAGAGUUAACCGUUCAAGGAAACAAGAUAUAUUUUUGCACUCUUCUCAAGAAACUAAAUCUGUUUCUAUUGGUGUUAGGCCUAUAGUAUUAGAUACUAAUCCCUCUGUAGAAGAAAGAGAAGGUCAACUUCUGUCAAAUGAGCAAAAUAUAGAGGUUGUUUCCAUUGAAAGUUCGCCUAUUAGAGAGACGCACAGUACACCAGAAUCCCUUAUGCCCACACAGGUGGAUUCUCCUUUGCUUUUUCCGAUUACAAGUCAAAAACAAAUGAAAUUAAAAUUAAUAGAAGAAUUUUUAAAACUUCGAGAUCUAAAAAAUUUGGAAUCUGCUAGUUCUCAAUUGUUAAAUUAUUCAAGCAUUAAGGACUUGAUUUCUUAUUAUACUUCAUUUCAAUCUCAAACUAUGGAAUUAAGCUCACCGACUAAAAGAAUUAAUAUACGGAAAAAUCUGGAUAUUUUCUUGCAAAGUCUAGUUAAGGACAAUCUUAUAUUUAAAAAAAAUGAAAUUAAAAAUGAUGGACAACCUAUUUUUAACUUCAAAAAUUUAUUUCAAGUUUACGAAACUUUGGAGAAACGUAUAAAUUUUUUUAUUCGAUUAAACAAUCAUACUUUUAAUAUUUUACCAAUAAAAAAUUUGAAACCCAUAACAAUCAUUCAAUUAUAUAAAUUAAUCAUAAAAUCAAUUCAAACAAAGAAUGAAAAUAUUAAGAGUUGGUAUAUCGAUCAAGGACAAUCAAACAACAAUGAUACUGUAGCAUCAGUUGUUCAUAUUCAAUAUUUCAAUGAUAUCAAAUAG
Molecule: messenger RNA, 1581 nt
Organism: Henningerozyma blattae CBS 6284
Lineage: Eukaryota; Fungi; Ascomycota; Saccharomycetes; Saccharomycetales; Saccharomycetaceae
Exons: 1
Coding region: 1-1581 (526 amino acids)
Source: RefSeq, a predicted model, not a curated record